GGGCAGAGGGGGUUUCCUUUUGAUGGUCUGUGGAACGGCGCGGUCUGUUCUGAUUGGACAGUGCUUCCCCCUGGGGAUAAAAACUGCCGGAGCCGGGCGCGCGAAGGGAAAGAAAGGCCGGCGUUAGGUGGAUCUGCCCGGGCAAAGGACUUGGAAUCGGAGCCAUGAACUGCCUGAUGAUGCCGGGAGUGCAGCCGGGGUCGCCCCUCAAGGCCCGCGGCCAGAUACAGGUCAUCUUUGGACCCAUGUUCUCCGGGAAAAGCACUGAACUCAUGCGCCGGGUCCGUCGGUUCCAAAUUGCACAGUACAAAUGUCUGGUGAUCAAGUAUUCCAAGGACACACGCUACUGUGUCAAUGGCGUCUCCACACAUGACAGGAAUACCAUGGAAGCCUAUUCAGCUUGUUGUCUCAAAGAUGUGCAUCAAGAGGCCGUUAACGCUGCUGUGAUUGGCAUCGAUGAAGGCCAGUUUUUUCCAGACAUUGUAGAGUUCUGCGAGGCAAUGGCCAAUGCAGGGAAGACUGUCAUUGUGGCCGCCCUUGAUGCAACCUUCCAGAGAAAGGCCUUUGGCAACAUCUUGCAGCUGGUCCCUUUAGCAGAGAGUGUGGUGAAACUAAACGCCGUCUGCAUGGAGUGUUACCGUGAAGCCUCUUACACAAAGAGGCUGGGGACAGAGAAGGAGGUGGAAGUGAUCGGAGGAGCAGACAAGUACCAUUCAGUCUGCCGGGUCUGCUACUUCAAGAAACGGACGCAGCAGCAGGCGACUGACGACAAAGAGAAUCUACCGGGAGGAAAUAAGCAGCUAGAUAUCGCUGGUUCCCGAAAGGCUUUGGCUGCUCGUCAAAUCAUGCAGUGGAGCCCAUCACACUGAACUAGGAAAGCGACAGCCCUUUUCUUCA
Zootoca vivipara (common lizard) is the source of this 897-nucleotide messenger RNA. RefSeq names its product thymidine kinase 1 (gene TK1). NCBI's taxonomy places the organism in Eukaryota, Metazoa, Chordata, Lepidosauria, Squamata, Lacertidae. The record is from RefSeq and is a predicted model, not a curated record. Gene Ontology annotation, biological process: thymidine metabolic process. Gene Ontology annotation, molecular function: ATP binding; thymidine kinase activity.